AUGAUUACUGCUGGUGGCUUUCGGUGCCAAUCUUGGUCUGCUGAACAACCGGUUCAUAAAAUUAGUACGAAUAUAACUGAUGCAAAUUUCCCAGAAAAAUCCAUGAAACUUGUUAAAAACUAUUGUAGAAAUCCUACUCGAGAUUCAAGAGGUCCUUGGUGUUAUACAUUAGAACCUACGGUUAUUGAUGAUGAAUGCGAUAUUCCGCUUUGUAAUUUCAAAGAUUGUAUUAUAACGGGACCAGGUGCUGAAUAUGGCGGAACUCGUAGUUUUAGUACUUCCAAAAGGAAAUGUAAAUCUUGGAAUAAAAAAUAUAAACUCGGUAACACAAAAACUAUUAAAUUUCAUAAUAAACACUUUCCGGAUGGAUCAAGAGUGAAGGCACAUAAUUUCUGUAGGAAUCCAAAUGAUGAUACAGGUGGUCCUUGGUGUUAUGUAGAAGAAAAAAGUUACGAGAUGGUAGAAAAAGAAUAUUGUGAUAUUCCAUCUUGCGAUGACAAAGAUUGUUUAACAUAUUCACGAAAUUCAUCAACUUAUUCCAUCUUAACGAGCUUAAACAGCACUUAUGGAAACAUAUCCUUCUGGAUUAAACUUUGGAAUCCUUUCGAUGAAGAAAAUGCGGAAGCCAGGAUUUUAUUAAGUUUACUCCCAAUUCCGUUUUCCGCCAAGAAAAUUGCUCAAGAUUGGAAAGCUGGAGUGGAACUUUUGAUUUCAAAUACCGUUAGUGGUCAGACAUAUCCAGUUACUAAUAAUGAGCGUCUUUUUGAAAAUACACCUGAAAUAUUACUUAGUUCUAAGUGGACUGGUUUAUGGAUUACAUGGGGCGGUGGUUUUAUAUCACUUGGAAUACAUGGUGUAUCAAAACCAUUAAUUAUGGACGAAUAUAAAAUGUCAAAUAGUAUUUCGAGUUUAUAUCCCGACAAUUUUUUGCAUUAUGGUAUCAUGGGCACUGGUGUCUUGUGGAGCACAGAAUUUUGUCAAAAAUAUUGUGAAAGUCACACGACUUUUGGAAAUGAGUUUUUGAGAAUUUGGCCAAUGCAGAAAAAUAAUGAUACACAGGAUGUUCAGUUUUAUCUUCGAGCUAGCCAUAAUGUAGAGAUACGGUUAUAUCAAAGUCCUGGAACGCUGUUUCCUUGUUUCAUAAUAGAAAUUGGACACAAUGUUACAUUAUUGCUGUAUCAAGAGACUGAGAAAUCAAUGAAGCAACAUUUGAAAGAAGUAAUAAUGAAAGGAUUGAUAGAUUAUUGGAGUUGGAAGGAAUUUACUAUCAGUAUGUUUGGCACACAUUUGCAUUUAUUCUCGCAACGUACAUAUGGAAGUGAAGAGAUUCUAAAUAUAAAUCAUGAUCUACUAAUUACCUUACGUUGGUUCAGUAUUGGGAGUCAAACAAUAGCACAUUGGACACUUUUUUGUUCACCCGAUGCGGUAGACGCGAUAGAAGAUCCUCAGCCUCCAAACUGUAUUCAUAAUAUCGCAGAUUAUCAAUAUCAAGGAACUCAAUGGACGAGUGCAAAAGAACUUCCAUGUAUACCAUGGAUAGCAGAAGAGGUGCCACGCGAUGAGAAAAUAGCCGAUAAUUUUGUCGAUAAAUCUAUAGUGAAAGCUUUAAAUAGAUGUAGAAAUCCAAGUCAUGAUUCUAAUGGACCUUAUUGCUACGCAGUUUCCAACUCAUAUAUUAUGGAUGUUAUAAAACGAUUUUGUCAUGUGCGAAUUUGUAGAUCUUCAGAAUGUCGAAUGGCAGGGACUGCUAAUGAUUACAUAGGUACAUUAUCAAAGACUCGUUCAGGUCGAACUUGCGCGAAAUGGUUGAGCGAUUACGAUCUCGAGCAAAUGCAAAUGCAAAUGCAAAUACUGAACAUAUCAUUGACAACGAGAGUUCCUUCUAGGACUCAGAGAUCAAUUCACGUAAAGUCUCGUUGGAAGCGUUAUCUAAAGCAAAAUGUUUCUAUGGAACAGUCGUCAUUUACCAAGUCAUUAUUAAGUUCUUCGCCGAAUCUAUCUCAUUCAAGAAUUACUGCUGUCAAACCUAUCCAUAUGGUUGACCGAGCAUAUUUAAAUGAUAGUCUUUAUCCGGAACGAAAUGUUCGAAAUGCCAGCAAUUAUUGUAGAAAUCCAUCGCGCAAUAUUGCUGGCACAUGGUGCUACACGACGGAUCCAUUGAUUCCACAAGAUCUUUGUGACAUAAGAGAUUGCGAGAAGCCAGAGGAGUGUACAUUUUUUGUAAAAGGACAUGGCAUUGGGCGUCGUUUAUAUGUUUUACCAGAAUAUCGUACAGAAGGCUUACAUUUUUCAUUAAAAGCUUGGGAGCCCGAUCAACCGGAUUCCAUAACGUUCGUGUUUACUGCUGAUGAUGGGUUUAACUCCCGUUAUAUUCUUAAGAUCGGAGCUUUAAAUAAUGAAAAAGUACUUCUCUAUUAUCAAUCGGAAGACAAAAAUAUAAUUUUGGUGAAGAAAAAAACAUUGCCGCAUUUAUUAUACCUUGGUAAGUGGAGUAGUUUUAUUAUACGCAUACCUCGAGGACGUGUCCUCGUUUAUUACGAAGGAGCAGUGAAUCCACUGUUUGAAUGGGAACAUCCUGAAUCGGCCAAAAUUUUUUCACCUGUCUAUUACUAUUAUAAUAGCGAGAAAGGACAUACGAUAGGUGUUGCUUUCGAUUGUGCCUCAAGAUGUCAUAUAGAGAACACGCAAACUGAUCGCUAUACUAGAAUAUUACCAUUAUCAACGUGGUCUAAAGAAGAGUUGAUUAGACCUAACAAAUUGAUGCUAAUGAUACGUGCCAAAGGUGUCGUUUUGAUACCGCUACUUCUGUUGCCCGCAACACCAGGAUUUUAUGCGCUCACACUCGGCGAACGGGGUCAGUGGAUAUAUUUUCUGAAAAACACAUAUCCUAAAGUUAGAGUUUAUCACAAACAGAAAGCACCGAAGCCUAUAUUUACUACGAAUUCAUGGACGAAUAUUACCAUAAAAUGGUCUGAUAGUACAAUUCAAAUAUUCUGUAACGAAACAAAUGUGUUUCAUUAUGUGCAUCGUCAACCCCUCAUCUUUUAUUUUUUUUCGCUCGCCGUAGAUCUGGGAAGUUGGGCUACGUGGAGCGCGAAUUGUAUACCGUCAGAUAUAGAUGGUCCUCCUUUAGAUGGUGGAUGGUCGGAAUGGGGACCAUGGGUAUGUAGUGCUAGUUGCAAUGGUGGCAUAGGAACCAGAAAACGAUAUUGCAAUUCACCGGAACCUAACGUAAGAGGCGAGCCUUGUAUAGGGCCCAAUAGCAUGACGGGUCGUUGCAAUAUGAUUUCCUGUGGUGAUGUAACCGAUGAUACUACGACUUUAAUAAAAAAAGGAAUGACGCAAAAUCAUACUGCUCUUAUUGUGAAAGAAUACGAAUCGGUAUCUCUUCCUUCGGAUUCUAAUAUCAUCAAUUCCAUCAGAGUUGAAUCACCUGAUUCAGAGAUACAAUGGUCUCACAAUGGAAUUUUUCUUCAAAACGAACAGCAUAGACUAGAAAUUAAAAAUUACGAAAUCAUAAUAAGUAGAGCAAUAUUGAAUGAUUCAGGCGUAUAUACGCUUACUGUGCGUCGAAUAGAUGGAACAUAUAUGAUAUUUAAAGUCGUAACUUUGGCAGUGAUUCCAAUUAAGGAAAGCGUUACAAUUCGUGAAACUCUACCUAUGCAUGUAAUGUGUCAUUGUGCUAUCCUUGGCUAUGUAUAUUCCGAUCUGAAGAUUUACUGGAUGAUUGAUAACAGAAUAUGGAAAGAUUAUAGUGUCACAUUGCCCGUAGCUGUAAAUGUCGAUCAUAUUCCAGCUGUAAAUCGAUCUCAUCAUGGUAUGUGGAAAUGUAUUGUAGAACAAAUUGAUCUAAAUUUCAAGUGGACGACAAAUGUGAUCCGCGUCAAAGUUCUCGGACCUCCAAAUUGGCGUACUCAUUUAAUGGAGGAUAAAUUAACACGACCGAUAUUUGGAUGGAUGCCAAGUGAGAAAUUCGUUGCUUACUCAGUGUUAGCUAUUAUUCUAUUCUCGAUAUGUUGCAUUAUUGUUGGUUUUAUUCUUUAUAUCAGAUUUCGAGAAAGUUUGAAAGUUAAUGUAACUAUGGCAAAGAAAAAAAUGCGCACAGGAAAAUCUGCAACAGAUAAAACAAAACAUAUUGCUGAUGAUAUACUUGUAGAAACAGAAAAUACAAUGCCUAAUUUUGUUAAAUCUAAAAAAUUACGUGGGUUAUACAAUAAGCAACAAUCUCGAGCAAAAAAAUUAGGAAACAUAAAUCACGUCGGAAUGUCGAGACCAAAUCAAACAAAAUCUAAGAAAAUAAUUAAUAAAUUUCGUAAGUUAUUGAAGAAGUCUAAAUAA
Molecule: messenger RNA, 4338 nt
Organism: Camponotus floridanus (Florida carpenter ant)
Lineage: Eukaryota; Metazoa; Arthropoda; Insecta; Hymenoptera; Formicidae
Exons: 23
Coding region: 1-4338 (1445 amino acids)
Source: RefSeq, a predicted model, not a curated record